Molecule: messenger RNA, 573 nt
Organism: Rotaria socialis
Lineage: Eukaryota; Metazoa; Rotifera; Eurotatoria; Philodinida; Philodinidae
Source: the annotation of a GenBank genome assembly
AUGCACAAGAAUAAAGUACCGUCAUCGACAAGUACACAUAGUAUUUACUUAGUUAUAGUAUUAUCAACUGUUUUUGUACUUAUCUAUUGGCUUUUGCGAUCUGAUUCAUUCCCUGAACAAGCCCUUGCUGAUACACUUCGUCUUCCACAAUCAUCUUUAUUUACUUAUCUCAAUAUUUCUUCCCAACUAUAUUACAAUGAAAGUCAAGGUAUACUCUAUGUACCACCUCGUGAUCAACCGUCUCAUUUUGUUUCAAUAAAAAGCAAUGCUGUGCGAGGCAAUCAUCGACAUAAAGAUGCUGAAAAUAGUCUCACAGGCGAAGUAAUUAUCCUACUUCAAGGUCAAUUUCUAUUUCGUGUUGGCGAUGGUGAUACAAACCUAUAUGAAGACUAUCAAUAUGAUAUAUCUAAAAUGGGUAUUGUUGCUCUUAAAUUUACAGCUGACAAAUGUCAUGCAUUAAAAAAUAUUGGAAAACAAACAAAUUGGUUUGCUAGUUAUUAUAUUAAAUCGAAAGAUAUCAUCACAAUAGUACCUGCUGAUAAACAAGGCUGUAGAAAAAUAAUGUUAACUUAA